UCUCUCUCUCUCUCUCUCUCUCUCUCUCUCUCUCUCUCUCUCUCUCUCUCUCUCUCUCUCUCUCUCUCUCUCUCUCUCUCGUUACAUACUGGAGUCUCUACGCCGUGUAUGUCACCUGCACAGGUUGGACCAUGGAUUUUAGACAUUUGAAGUUUGCAAAGUUUCUCAGAUUUCAAUCCGUGGGAAACAGUCGAUGUACGUCCAUCUGGAAAGGUUAGGGUACCUCCACUGCCUGCCAAGGUGCGAACGAAACGUCUCCUUUCUGCUAAUGCAUGGCCUCAAUACAACGUUUUGACGACCAUGCACAGACCCCUCCGAAAGUGGAGUUUCUACGUCUUCCUGUGUCUUGGCAUCAUUUACACAAGACUUGGGGCCCUGUCCUCCGUGGUGGCGCUGGGAGCCAACAUCAUCUGCAACAAGAUCCCGGGGCUGGCGCCUCGCCAGCGGGCCAUCUGCCAGAGCCGGCCCGACGCCAUCAUCGUGGUUGGCGAGGGCGCCCAGCUGGGCAUCAAUGAGUGUCAGUACCAGUUCCGCUACGGCCGCUGGAACUGCUCGGCGCUAGGCGAGAGGACGGUCUUCGGUCAGGAGCUGCGAGUAGGCAGUCGGGAAGCGGCGUUCACCUACGCCAUCACGGCGGCGGGCGUUGCCCACGCCAUCACGGCGGCCUGUAGCCAGGGCAACCUGAGCCAGUGCGGCUGUGACCGGGAGAAGCAGGGCUACUACAACCAGGAGGAGGGCUGGAAGUGGGGCGGCUGCUCGGCCGACAUCAAGUACGGCAUCGAGUUCUCCCGCCGCUUCGUGGACGCCCGCGAGAUCAAGAAGACGCAGCGCCGGCUCAUGAACCUGCACAACAACGAGGCGGGGAGAAAGGUUCUAGAAGAGAGGAUGAAGCUGGAGUGCAAGUGCCACGGCGUGUCGGGCUCCUGCACCACCAAGACCUGCUGGACCACGCUGCCCAAGUUCCGGGAGAUCGGCUACGUGCUGAAGGACAAGUACAACGAGGCGGUGCACGUGGAGGUGAUGCGGGCGGGCCGACUGCGGCAGCCCACGCACCUCAAGGUCAAGCAGGUCCAGGGCUACCACAAGCCCAUGGAGACGGACCUGGUGUACAUCGAGCGCUCGCCCAACUACUGCGAGGAGGACGCCGCCACCGGCAGCGUGGGCACGCAGGGCCGCCUGUGCAACCGCACGUCGCAGCACACGGACGGCUGCGACCUCAUGUGUUGCGGGCGCGGCUACAACACCCACCAGUACACCAAGGUGUGGCAGUGCAACUGCAAGUUCCAGUGGUGCUGCUUCGUCAAGUGCAACACGUGCAGCGAACGGACGGAGGUGUUUACCUGCAAAUGAGCGGCGGCCGACGGGGGGGGGGGGCGGGGCGAUCGGCG
Molecule: messenger RNA, 1388 nt
Organism: Gadus morhua (Atlantic cod)
Lineage: Eukaryota; Metazoa; Chordata; Actinopteri; Gadiformes; Gadidae
Gene: wnt7bb
Product: wingless-type MMTV integration site family, member 7Bb
Exons: 4
Coding region: 301-1350 (349 amino acids)
Biological process (GO): cell fate commitment; positive regulation of JNK cascade; neuron differentiation
Cellular component (GO): extracellular region
Molecular function (GO): cytokine activity; frizzled binding
Source: RefSeq, a predicted model, not a curated record